This is a messenger RNA of Branchiostoma belcheri (Belcher's lancelet), 1794 nucleotides long. RefSeq lists its product as uncharacterized. NCBI's taxonomy places the organism in Eukaryota, Metazoa, Chordata, Leptocardii, Amphioxiformes, Branchiostomatidae. The record is from RefSeq and is a predicted model, not a curated record. The transcript has 2 exons. The coding region runs from base 69 to 1115 and encodes 348 amino acids.
GCCGCCAUUCCGAGUCCUGUCUCCUGACUGCGCUUGUGUCCCGUUGCGUGUGGAUUUCUGCGAAAAAAAUGAGCAAGGAUCACAAUCAACUGGUGGUGAAUCGGCCGUAUAAGCCUAGAAGAAGGCGUACCAUAGGAGCGGCCUAUUCCUGCCGAUUUUGUACCUUUGUGACGCGGACUGGUCCCGCAGUGCUGUCGUAUCACCUCCAGUCGCACCUCGGCACCAGGCACUGUCCUGUUUGCGGUGUCUCAGCAGCCAGCAAACCUGCACUUCACCAACACAUCGCUAGGCGGCACAUCCAUCCUGAUAUGGGCCACAGCGGUGACAAGUCCUUUGUUGACAAAGGGACGUACACCUGCUCAAGGUCAUGCAAAGUUUGUCGGAUGGUGAAACACUACGACAGGCGUGUUUUCGACCACUGUUGUUUCCUGUGCGACUACUCGGACCCCAACCCUAUGGACCUCUACCACCACGUGAUGAUGGGGCACGUACACAUCACCAAAUCUCGUGAGACCAACACCCCAAAAUCUCGCGAGACCGCCAUGUCGGGACUGACAGAGCACCCACCAAAGCUCUCUUCGGGGAUUGGUGAUUUCGUGUCUCAGGUCAAAGAUGGUGGCGAGAACUGUAACUCUGUCCACGUGAAGACAGACGAAAGGCACCAGGGCGAUGGGCUGCUCACACCGCCACAGGAACUACGGACAUACGGCAAGCGGAAGUCUCCACCCGUAUCACCACUGGCUGACAAACCCACAACAAACCCCCUAAAGAAGAGGCGGCGGGUUUUCCUCGGAAGUGGCAACAGCGACAACUGCCCUGUACCAGAACAUACUCCAACAGAGACUGCCGCCACCAGUCAUAAUAACAUGGAAUGGUCAGAAGAACUGUCGCCUGCCUUCGAUCGACAAUCGAAUGGAGGAACUGCCACUGUCGGACCAACGUAUAACGUCGGUUUCUGUUCGGUGUGGGUACCGAUGGCGUUAUCGCCACCAGUGUUGCACCAGGAGGUGCCACUGGACUUGUCCCUAAGUAAGGCUAAAGCGACACCUACCGACACAACGGAAAAUACCAUGCCUGUAAUCACGUCCGUAUUUUCGUGGAAAGACUACAUCUGAACUGGAAUUGUUUAGUAUGGGAUUUUCUACCAAGAUACGAGUUGCUUUUUAGACUUAUGUUUAGUUAUGAUAUAUCAGAAAUGGCGACAGCCGUUAACAAAGACUAGUAGAGGUUUCCAUAAAUGCUGUCCUUGAUCCAAUGUACUAGUAUUCAUCAGGCUAGUCACCUUGGAAAAGUAUUUCCUCGCCCUCAUUCUAAUUUAAAAUCGCAUUAUUUUUCAUCCUUAGAUAUUUAAGAAACUUUUGUAGUUGACGAAAUCACGUUGAGGCAGUAAUGUAGAAAUGGAUUAUUUCAGACUUUUGAACGGCAUUACAUGUAGUAAAUUUAUGAAAGGAAUAUCGAGCCAACCUCAAAUGCCAGGGUCAUAAAAACAGAUCUAUUGCAUAAUCCAUUUAAAUGACCAAAAAGUAUCUUUUUACUCUUCUUAUAAUUUUGCAAUAGUGUAGACAAGUGUCGCCCUUGAGAUACAUGCUCCUUGAACACCCAAAUGCAACAUAUAGUUACACACUGUUAAUAAAUGAAUGGAGUUACACAUUAUUUCCUUGGUUUGUUCGUAGUUGUAAAUUUCGUGUUAAAAAGUGUUUAAAACAGAAUUUACUAUAAUUUAGCACUUUUAGAUAACUUCAUUCACUUUAAAAGGAACAGCACGAAAGUAAUAAAGAAUUGAGAAUAAAUAGU